AUUUGCCAGAUCAUGGGUCGGGUAAUUACUUGUACUGCUACAAACCAUACGAUCAACAUGGCGGACAACAAAACUGUCUGGAUUCAGGAUGACCGAAUUCGGCAAUUGAUUAGAGAUUACAUGUUAUUUUGUCCUAAUCAAGACGUGUGCCUUGGGCCGGAGAUGAUAAAUAUUGUGAGUGUUACUACAACCCAGAAAAUGGCGUGUUCAGAAUGCAGUUGUAGAGAGGAUUGCUACCGGAAGUCCAAUUGCUGCCCUUCUGUAGUUCAUUUAAACAAUACCAACGAUUCCAUAAAGGUAAAUGAUCAACUAAUCUGCACUCAAACAGAAUUCAAAGCUCCUGGAUUCAGCUAUAAUGAAACAGGAGGAAAUAUGUACUGGAUGAUCGCCACAUGUCCUCCAAGCUAUCCCAACAAGGACAUUUUGAAUAAUUGUACUCAGAAUGUUUCCUUGACUUCAAACAGAGACGUGUCAUUUUACAGGCCAGUAACAUCGGCUGCUACCAAUGAAACUUACAAGAAUGUCUUCUGUGCUUUAUGUCACGGCGAAAAUAGAAAUGCUAUCAUCCGCUGGAAAAUGUUCGUCGAAACUGAUGUACAAAAGAGCAUCCUAGACGUAAGAGAGACGGAAGAAAAACUCUUCGAGUUGAUGGCGUCAAGCAACAUCGAUGUAGGUGUUGUCUUUUUGCCACCAGACUCAUUCAAAAACCACACCGAGACCUGCUUUACUGAUUACAUAUCCUCGUGCAAUGUAUCAGGUCUGUGGACCGCUUAUGAUCAGGUCACCAGAGAAGCAUGCGAAGACACCAAUUUGAUAUCCAUUUUUACAGAUUGUACUGACCUUUACAAGAACGUUUACUGUGCCAUCUGUAACCAGAGGGAUCCGUACCGUUCUCUGAGCUAUUACUGUCCAAAGACCAUCUCUCAAAUCAUCCAGAUUCCCAACGAUACUUCGGUAAUCCUGAGGUACUCUGGACCAAGUUCUCAACUCCUAGGUCAUAAACACGGUCCAAACUGUGGUUCAGGGGAGAUUUACGAUCCUAAGAAGAAAUCCUGUCUUCAGAUCAUCUGUGAGAGUGGUUUUGUACUCACUGGACCAAAGUGCCAACCUGUGGUAAACGAAGUUAGCGAGGCCACCUACAUAUUGAACAGCUUUUUCUGCUUUCACGGCGAAUUAUCUCGGAAAGUCGUAUUGAACCUAAUACAGUAUGACCUGGAACAUAUAUGUCAAACGUAUGAAGAAUUAACGGGCUUGCCGAUACUUACCAGUAAAUGGCCACACUGUGAAACAGUUUCAAUAUGGUACAAAGUGAUGCAUCGACAUCAGAUUCUCUCUAUGAUGGAACGAUUAUAUAAGAUACAUAGGACACGGCCCUUCCAUAGAGGGCUUGUAAACAAUCUAUACACAUCAAUUCAUCCCAAUUUUUCAAUAUUUAUCAAUGGUCCUGAAUUUGUUAACUCUAUAUCAUCUAUGCAUUACCCAAGUAAGAAGUGUCUGCAGUGUUCAAGAUCCCCCUCUCUGACUUUUGCUUUAGCUCCUUGGCAGACCUGUCCGAGAGUACUCGUUGAACGUUCCAGGAUGUACCUUUUACAUGAAACGCUCUCAUUCUGCUUCAACGAAUACGAUGCCUGUAUUAACAAUUCUUACGUAAGGGUUUCGGAUGAUGGCCAAUAUUUCGGAGUAUGUAUUGACCAGUACUUACAGGCCGUAAGGAGCACAUACACCGGUGUAACCUCUGAAGCAGACGGUCUUUACUCCUUCAUUGUCUGUAUACUUCUUGCUUUGCUAGCAUGCUUGUUUCACGUGAUAUCUACCGUGUUUCUAAACCAAAACUGGUCCUCUUUUGCUCUCUCUCAAAUGGGUCAGUCUCUGACUUAUUUCAUCAUGAAUUUCAUUAGAAUUCUGAUUCGACUAGUCUUUCUUGGUGAGCAGGUUUGUGGGGUUCUUGGAAUGAUCAUACAUUUUCUUUUUCUCUCUGUCUCCGUCUGGUCCAGCAUUGCCUGUAUUGAUCUGACACGCUCCAUCUUGACCUUAACAAAAUCUGGAAUUAGAGAACAACACAGACCAAUUCGAUUUGCUGCUUAUGCUGCCAUAAACCUUGCACUUUGUUGUCUUUUUGUUGUUUCCAAUACUUUUCCAAACCUCGAUGCAGACGAUUCUUUGCUUGGCUACUCGACUUCCGCUUGUGAAAUUUCCUCGUCCAUGAUGAAUGCGGUUACUCUUGGUUUGCCUGUCAGUAUUUCUCUCCUUGUUGACUUUGUGUCCUUCAUUUGGAUUUAUUUUAAAGUUGGUGGAAUUGUCACUUUUAUGCCCUGCCCAGAGCUGAAGUGGGUAAAAUCCUUUUUAGUCGUUGCCUUUUUGGUGUGGUUAUCCUGGCUUUUAGACUUGCUUGUGUCUGUGACUGGGGUCACAAUUUUCGAUUCUCUUCAUACAAUGACAAUAGGCUUGAUUGGAAUAUUCAUGUUUAUUUGCUACAGCCCGGCGUUUUCUGAUGAGUAGAUUACUGUAAUUACCAACACUGUAAUUUAUCAAGGAAU
This is a messenger RNA of Saccostrea cuccullata (small rock oyster), 2537 nucleotides long. RefSeq lists its product as uncharacterized. NCBI's taxonomy places the organism in Eukaryota, Metazoa, Mollusca, Bivalvia, Ostreida, Ostreidae. The transcript has 2 exons. The record is from RefSeq and is a predicted model, not a curated record. Bases 13 to 2499 code for a protein of 828 amino acids.